AUGCAUUCUACUCUUGCAAUUCUCCUCUUGCUGGUUGUGCCCAUCACCACACACUGGUGGUGCUCAGUGCCACCCACUACUGCUGCUUGUUGCCACCCACCGCUGCGGGUCAUUGCUGCCUGCUCGUGCUGCCCAUCACUGCCCAAUGCUGCUGCCUGUUGCCACCUGCUGCUGCCUCUCAUCACCACCUGGUACUGUCGCCAUUGUCCCCUUGCAGCAUGUGCAUAUCACCACCCACUGGUGGUGCCCAGUGUCACCCACUACUACUGCCUGUUGCUAAACACUGCUGCUGCCCAUUGCUGCCUUCCGCUGCUGCCCAUCACUGCCCACUGCUGCGGCCUGUUGCCACCAGCUGCUGCCUCUCAUCACCACCUGCUACUGUUGCCAUUCUGCCCUUGCUGCUUGUGCCCAUCACCACCCAUCGGUGGUGCCCAGUGCCACCAACUACUGCUGCCUGUGGUCACACACCGCUGCUGCCCAUUGCUGCCUGCUGCAGCUGGCCAUCACUGCACACUGCUGCUGCCAGUCGCCACUUGCUGA
This is a messenger RNA of Schistocerca gregaria, 540 nucleotides long. RefSeq lists its product as uncharacterized. The transcript has a single exon. Bases 1 to 540 code for a protein of 179 amino acids. NCBI's taxonomy places the organism in Eukaryota, Metazoa, Arthropoda, Insecta, Orthoptera, Acrididae. The record is from RefSeq and is a predicted model, not a curated record.